This is a messenger RNA of Pogoniulus pusillus (Red-fronted tinkerbird), 3787 nucleotides long. It is a transcript of the gene RIN3, whose product is annotated as Ras and Rab interactor 3. NCBI's taxonomy places the organism in Eukaryota, Metazoa, Chordata, Aves, Piciformes, Lybiidae. Gene Ontology annotation, biological process: vesicle-mediated transport; signal transduction. The coding region runs from base 87 to 2801 and encodes 904 amino acids. Gene Ontology annotation, molecular function: small GTPase binding; guanyl-nucleotide exchange factor activity. The transcript is spliced from 9 exons. Gene Ontology annotation, cellular component: endocytic vesicle; cytosol. The record is from RefSeq and is a predicted model, not a curated record.
CUGCCCUGCGAAACUGCCUUCCAGUUCCAGGAAUCAGCAUCCUUGAUAAGCUCAUCAAGACCUGUCCUGUCUGGCUUCAGCUGAAUAUGAGCCAGGAAAGGGCUGGGGCAAUACUUGGGAAAGAAACAGCAGGGAUAUUCUUGGUUAGGAAAGAGGGUAAUGUGAACAACAUGAUCCUUGCAGUCUGCCUGUCUGCACAGGGUGGGGCUCCUGAUGUGCUGGAGUACAACAUUAAAGAAGAAAAAUCAAUCCUGUACCUGGAAGGAUCUGUCCUUGUAUUUGAGGAUGUCUUCAAACUGGUCGCCUUCUACUGUGUCAGUAGGGAUUUGCUGCCUUUCACACUGAAGCUGCCACAAGCAAUAAUAGAAGCCAGUAGCUUUCAAGACCUUGAAAUUAUCUCUAGUCUAGGCAUAGAUUUCUGGGAUUCCUCUUUAAACCACAGAAGAAGAAGAAGAGAGGAUUUGUCCCACCCAGCAAAAGAUUCUGCUUUCAGCACUGCCCAGGCAGACAGUUUAAGAUCUGCUCAGUGUUUCGCAAGUAGCACAAACCACUGCUCAUGUGAAAUUGAGCUGUCAAUAGGAAAUGACAGGCUGUGGUUCGUGAAUCCUAUUUUUAUAGAAGAGUGCAGUAAUCCUUUUCGCCCAGAUGUACCUCCUCCUAAAAGCCAUGCUGUGAGUGACAAUCUUCCCCCUGCCACCAUGCUUGCUGAAAGGAGGUCUCCCCGCCGCCCCCCUCCACCUCCACCUUCUCACACUCUUGUUCAGAAAUCUUCUCUGAAGCUCCUGCAGGAUCCUGUGACUGCAUGUGAAAAUGAACUGUUUCUUCAGCCACUAGGAAAGAGCAUCAAGGAAAUGAAAAUUGAGGGCGGUGACAACAAAGAAGGAAAGCAGAGCUGCUCAGCCAACGAGCCCUCAGCAGUGCGCCCCAAGAAGAGCUCCCAGCCCUCCAUCCCCCCACGGAGGCGGCUGUCCGAGAAGACGCUGGAGGAGAGCUGUGUGGGUAAACCUGGAAGUUGUGAAACACUGAAAAGAGAACAGGCAGGAGAAAAACAAGACACAAGUACAGAGAGCAGAGAUAAAAGGUCACCAUGCAAAAAGGCUGUAGAAAUGCCUGGAGAGGUUCCUGAAAGGGCUGUAUCAAAGGAGACAAAGCUUGAACCUGCAGAGAAGGAAGGCAUGCCUGAGAUACAAAGCACUGCCAUGGAGAAAGGGAAUUCACCUCCUAUCCCACCACCAAGAAGAAAGAAGCUUUCCCAGAUACCAAGGAUGCCCAGCUCCUGCCAGCUGAAGGAAAGAAGAGCAGCAGAGGUGGCCACAACCACAGCAGAGACACUGCACAAGAGCAGCUCAGCUACAGUGGAAAGUGGUGCCGUUUGCUCACACACCAAGACUGAAAUGGGACAUGGUUGCAAGUCAGUCAGCUCUGCUGAACUGAAAGGUUCACACUCCUCCCUGGAGGGCCCAGGAGGCAGCACCGUGGCUCAGGCAUCAGCAUCUGAGCUAGACUCUUACUCCACCAGCAGCACAGAAGAUGACCUGGAGAUGCUGAGCAAUUCCUCUCGUAAAAAGACACACUCUGUGAUCUUGGGCAAGGCCAAGAACAGGCUGUCCAUUGUGAGCCUAUCCAAUGUCUUCACAGUCUUUUUGUCUAGUGACAGGAAGCUGCAGAAGAAGAUAGUGGAGCUGGCACAGGACAAGGAUUCAUACUUUGGCAACCUGGUGCAGGACUACAGAGUGUACAGUUUAGAGAUGAUGGCAAAGCAGAGUUCCAGCACAGAGAUGUUACAAGAAAUCCGAAUGAUGAUGACACAGCUGAAGAGUUACUUAGUGCAGAGCACUGAGUUAAAAUCUCUGAUAGACCCAGCCUCCUACACUGAGGAACAGUUAGAAGUGAUUGCUGAGACAGCUUUGUACAAAUGUGUCCUGAAACCUUUAAAAGAAGCCAUUGAUUCUUACUUAAAAGAAAUCCACAACAAAGAUGGAUCUUUACAGCAGCUGAAAGACAACCAGCUCGUGAUACAAAACACAACUACCACUGACCUUGGCAUCACAACCAGUGUGCCUGAAACUGUUGUGCUGGAGAAGAUCCUUCACAAGUUCACAACCAUGCACAAGACCUACUCCCCAGAAAAGAAGAUUGCUGUCUUGCUGAAGACCUGUAAACUCAUCUAUGACUCCAUGGCUCAGGGAAACCCAGGGAAACCACAUGGUGCAGAUGACUUCCUCCCUGUGCUCAUGUAUGUGUUGGCUCGCAGCAACUUGACUGAAGUCCUUCUAAAUGUGGAGUAUAUGAUGGAACUCAUGGACCCUGCUCUGCAGCUAGGAGAAGGCUCUUAUUAUUUAACUACUACCUAUGGAGCCCUGGAGCACAUCAAGAACUACGACAAAAUCUCCAUCACAAGGCAGCUUAGCAUGGAAGUGCAGGACUCCAUUCACCGCUGGGAACGACGCAGGACUCUGAACAAAGCCCGAGCUUCCCGCUCCUCAGUUCAGGAUUUCAUCUCUAUCUCUUUUCUGGAAAUUGGUGCUCAGUCAAGGACACUUGCUUCCCGGAACGACACCACAGCUGAGCAGCUGAGCCAGCAGUGUGCCGAAAAGUUUGAAGUCUCCCAUCCCAAGGACUAUGGGCUUUUCGUUUAUGUUGAUGACCGCUGGCUGCAGCUGGACAAAGAUGCCCUUCCUCACCGUGUCAAAGCCUCCCUGCUGAAGUGUGAAACCAAGAAAGAUUUUCAUUUUAUUUAUAAACCAAUAGACCAUGAAACCCUAUUGGUUCCAACUGUAAACGAGUCAGACUUUCCCUAACUGCCAUGCUGCUCUUUUGUUGUGUUUGCAGUUGUCUUGGAAGGGCUGGAUAGUUUAUCUUGUGAGAUCCGCUGGUAUCUUUAGACCUCAGAUGACCUCUGGAGCAUAGCCUUCGACACAGGGCAAAUAUGCUAAAUGUAUAUACUGUCUGAAUACAGGGCAUUUCUCAGCAGAGUUCCUUUGCAGAAAUAAAAAGUAUUCAGGAGAACAUUCAUCCUCUGGAAAACUUGAAGUAUCAAACCUCAGAACUUCCUGCUGGCAGCCAGCUGACAUUGCAGAAUGUUAAGUGGAGAGUGGAGAAAAUCUGGAGAUCUUGCAAAAAAGUGGACAUUUACUCCAUAACAAAUUGUGGCAGGUGUGAGUCACCUCUGUGCACAAGACUUGUGAAAGGUCUGCACCACCUCUGUCUUUUUUUGGAGCUAACACUGCAUAUAUGCCUUACAGCAUCUGCUCAACCAGUCUGAAUAAACCAAGUCUUGCCUGAUGCAUUCAGUGGAGUAGAGUUGCCACCCGUAGCAGAACUCCAUCAUUGGAUUACUGCCUGCAGUAUGUCAUUGCCUUUGAAAUCCACAUCAGUACAGGCCAUGCAAGAGAAUGCCUUACCCUCACUAAGAACACGUUUUCUGCCCUGUAUUUGUCACGGAAAUCAGGUAGCACAGCCAUUCUCAUCAAUGAGUUUUCCUUUAAGGUUGGAAGCCUUCACCAUCAGUUUUAUGUGUGCAGUAGUUUUAAGCACAGUGGUUGUGUGAUAGUGUCUGGGUGAUUGUUUAUUUAUUACCAUGUCUGAUAUGGUGCAAUUACUUUCAAAUAAGUAAAGAACUUAGUAGUUUUCCCAGUGUAGCAAGCCAGAUUAAAAUCCAAAAGUCAAAAAGAGCUAGAAUUAAAUUCCUGUUCCUUUUUACCCAGAUGUCAUUUUCUCUAAUGUUUUCAUAUCUACAAGUCCCACCUGGGACUACUUUAAUAAAUUCAUGCAUCUGCAGACAGAA